Pungitius pungitius (ninespine stickleback) is the source of this 3507-nucleotide messenger RNA. Its product is annotated as nuclear factor of activated T-cells, cytoplasmic 2. Gene Ontology annotation, molecular function: DNA-binding transcription factor activity, RNA polymerase II-specific; transcription factor binding; RNA polymerase II cis-regulatory region sequence-specific DNA binding. The transcript is spliced from 10 exons. NCBI's taxonomy places the organism in Eukaryota, Metazoa, Chordata, Actinopteri, Perciformes, Gasterosteidae. Gene Ontology annotation, cellular component: transcription regulator complex. The record is from RefSeq and is a predicted model, not a curated record. Gene Ontology annotation, biological process: cytokine production; calcineurin-NFAT signaling cascade; regulation of transcription by RNA polymerase II. Bases 180 to 2753 code for a protein of 857 amino acids.
UCUUCUCACGUCGCGUUGUUCGAUCUCACAUUCGAGCAGCUGCUCUUAAAUCUGUCGGUUUCCCCCCAUGAUCAUUAUUAUUUGUCACAUGCGCACAGCUUUGGUUUGUUUGCGACUUUGAAAAAGUUAUUAUAAGAGGCACAAUCGUCCAAAGAAGGUAGAGAUACUUCGAGGGGGAGAUGAGUUCUGCAGGUUCGGGCUUCGCUGAUGACCUGGGUCCAAACAUCAGCCAGGAGGAGCUGGACUUCUCCGACCUGUUUCUGUAUCAUGUUCCUGGGGAGGACUUUCCUGGCGACUGCGAUAAAGACGACCUUCAGAGCACCAAACAGCCUCCUCUGCUGGUGGUGGACCUUCCCGCUGCCUACAUCUCCGGUUCCGACCGGGACGAGUCCAGCCAGGACACCUCUCCCCUCAGCCCUCCCACGGCCCACCUCUCCGGGGUCAUGUUCGACUCCCUGGGGCAGGCUUCCAGACCCGGGACCGUCCCCGCACCCAGCCCCAGGAUAGAGAUCACUCCGUCAGGGGACUCUCUCAGCUCUCAAACCCUGGAGCUGAGCCCCGGCACCAAAGCCCCGGCCUACAGGGAGUGUGUGAGCCCGGCCAGCAGCAACUCCUCCACCGGCUGGCCCGCAGAGGCCCUGUCUCCUUUGGCUUCGCCGUGCAUCUCCCCGUCUAACGGAGGCAGCAGCGCUGGCGCCGGCUUCUCCAGCUUGGACCUCUGCCCGGGCCUCCAGGGCAUCCACACUUCUUCUGCCCACUCCUCCCCGGGAGCCUCACCGCGCAACAGCGUGACAGACGAGACCUUCCUCGUGCCCAGGCACCAGCGCGCCGCCUCCUCCCUCCCCCACCAGCGCUCCCGCUCCGCCUCGCCGCACGGGAAGCGCUGCUACGACCCGUCCCACCCGUGUCCGGGGGCCACUCCUGUCAAGCAGCGCUCCCGAAGCCCCAGCCCCAUCCCCUCGCUCCAUCAUGAGCAGCAGGGGUCCUACUACCUCCAUCAGUACCAGGCCCACGCGGAGUUCCACCCCCAAACUCAGAGCCCCCCCCCGGGCCUGGAGGAGAUGCUGAGCGGCCUCAGCUCCGGCCCCUCCAGAGCGCCGCCGUAUGCCGCGGGGCGAGACGCCGACGGGCCGGCCCAGAGGCAGGACUGCGUGUACGGGCUGGGCUACGAGCAGGAGGUCAAGUCUGAGACCUUCUACAUGCUGCCGACCGCGUGGUCUCCUCCUCAUGCGCUCCACCACGGGGCCCUCAGCGGACUGGCGGGGGCUCCCCUCCCCUCCCUCGAGUGGCCGCUGCCCAGCCAGUCGGGUCAGUACGAGCUUCUCAUCCAGCAAGAGCCCAGAUCCCACCACAGAGCUCACUAUGAGACGGAGGGCAGCCGCGGAGCUGUGAAGACACCGAACGGAGGGCAUCCCGAAGUUCAGCUGCGUGGGUACCAGGGCCCGGCUCCGCUGGGGCUGCAGGUCUUCAUAGGCACAGCGGACGAGAGGAUCCUGAAGCCGCACGCCUUCUACCAGGUCCACCGCAUCACCGGCAAGACGGUCACCACGCCCAGCACCGAGCACUGGAUGAACGGCACCAAGGUGCUGGAGAUCCCUCUGGAGCCAAAGAACCACAUGAGAGUGAUGAUCGACUGUGUGGGAAUCCUCAAGUUGAGGAACGCCGACAUCGAGCUGAGGAACGGGGAGACGGACGUUGGGAGGAAGAACACGCGCGUGCGCUUGGUGUUCCGCGUCCACGUCCCUCAGCCUGGAGGACAACUGGUGUCCCUCCAAGCGGCCUCUCAUCCCAUCGAAUGCUCCCAGCGCUCUGCUCAGGAGUUCCCUGCAGUCGAGAGGCAGGACCUGGACCGCUGCUCAGUGCUCGGAGGUCAACAAAUGGUCCUUACGGGGCAGAAUUUCACAUCCGACUCCAAAGUGAUAUUUUCCGAGAAGACGCAAGAUGGGAAGCAGAUCUGGGAGGUGGAGGCCACGGUUGACAGAGAUAAAACACAAGCCAACAUGCUCUUCGUGGAGGUCCCUCCGUACAGAAGCCGCAGCAUUUCCCACCCAGCUAAAGUCAACUUCUACGUGGUCAACGGGAAGAAGAAACGCAGUCAGCCUCAGCACUUCAUCUUCAGCCCCAUGAUGGCCAUAAAAGCAGAACCGCUGGACGAUUGCCAUUCAUACAUCUACUCAGACAACCAGUGCCUGUCUGGCCUGUCCAUGAAGUCUCUUCGCCACCACCUGGAGCACGAGAGCAACCUUCACUCCUUGAAUUUCGGUCCAACGGUGUACCAUCGAGCCCCCGUGGAGCCGCGAGGCCACGCCUCCUUCCCCGAUCCGCUGGACGACGCGCCGCUCUACUACCAGUCCGUGAUCGACAACCCCGCCCUUUACCAACGUUACGCCAACUGGGCGACCCCCCCCCAUGGCGCCCUGAUGGCCUCCCACCCGACCCCCGCUGCCAGCCCGUGCGUCAGGGCCCCCGAGGGCAAACCGGGCCCGGGCCCUCACGCCGGCGACUCGGUGUCCAGAUACCAGAGUUACACGCAGACAGCGCUGCCCCUGGGGAAGUCACCAUCGAGGUACGCCCCCCCCCCAAGCCAGGCGAAGGCCGGGGGCCGAGCGGAGCCUCUGGACCACGGCGGCUCGGCCUACGAGGAGCGAGCCCCGGGGCGGGUCCCGGUCAAACGAGAGAAUCCCCGCUACGCUUACCUGGAGGACGUGAAUGACAUCAUAAGAAGAGACAUGAAAGGCCACAAUGGAGAGUGAUCCUGGAGGCCAGAUGUCCAUCAGACCAAGCAUAAUAUGUCAAAUAUAUAAUCUACAAUGUCCUGAAGUGUCUUGCAAUAAAACAACUUCACGUGUUCCAUGUUGAUUUUAGACUUUUUAGCUUUAGAAAUGGUAGUAGACAGCAUGUGCUGUACCCUAUAUUGUGUAUCUAAUGGGGCUUUGUAUUAAUCUUUUUAUCUUUGUUCAUGUAUUUGUACAAUUUCUCUUUGUAAGCAUGUAUAAGAUGUUGUAAAUCAAAUAUAUUCUGUUGAUACUAAUCAGUAUGUUUGGAUUAAAACGAGGAAUAGACCAAAGAGAAUUAUCUCAAUUAGUGUGUAAUAGGACUCCCACAGAUGAACUAGUGCUUCAACCACCGUUGUCAAGUAACUAUAAAAUAUCUUCUUUAAAAGAAGUUCAUGACUAAAAGCAGGAAAGUAUGAAUUCAAAACGUUGAGUUAUUAUUACUUAGUGAAUGGGUUAUGAACUGCAAUCUGAAAAACUCAAUAAAGCUGUCAGACAAAUAAUAAGAAUAAAAUGUUAUAUAGUGGAGUUGGAGGCCUUAAAGUGAUAUACAGUCCUUGGAGGUGUAAAAAUAGGUUGAUACUCGUAACUAGGUUACAUUUAUCAUACUCCUGUCAUUGUGUGUCCUUUUUUUAAUCCAAUGGCAGCAUUCUUUUUUGUAAACGUUUAUGCCAAUAAAGCACAUUGCUCUGAAUUGGUUGAUACAUAUUGAUUGAGCGCUAGAGGGCGACAU